ACUCGUUGUUGGUGGCGACAAAAAUGGCCGACAUGUAAUCGACUUAUACAUGCGGAAAUAAAGCAGUACCAAAACCUUUGAAAUCUUCCUCAAGGACCAUUGAUGUUUAAAUUUUGCAACAAAAAGAAGUUUUUAGUGUGAAAGAUUAACUGAUGGGUAAAAAUAAAAGACAGAGGAAGAAGGCAAAGAUAAUGAAAAAUAUGAAGGAAAACGAAAACCACCUCCAUGUCACACCAGUUGAAAAGAGUACUGAUCGCAAGAAAUAUAAACAAGAACCUACUGAUAAAUCUUUUUCAGACAGGGCACAUAAAAAAAGUCCAAUUCGUAAAAACAUGGAUAGUCGUAGUUUGACCGAAGACGUGAAUGGAAAAGAUGACUCCUAUACGACCAAGAAUGAAGUCGGAAUGAGUAAACAAAAUGAUACAUGUGCAGCUGAUUUUGACAACAGUAAACAGAGUGAACAAGGGGUAUUCACAGACCAGGAGGAUGAAAUCGAUACUGUCCAUCCUUUGAUCACACAAAGCACAAAUGAAUAUAAUAAAAAUGAAGAAGAACCAAAGGUUAAGGAAAGCACCCCUACUUCCGAUGAAAGUAAUUGUCAGCAUUCCGAUGAAAAUGAACACACAAGGAGUGAUGACUCCAGAUUAGACAACACUAAGACAGAAAGCUUGACUACCUUAACAGAAUCUCAUACCACAGAGCAAGAUUGCGAAGACAAGAUCGACGAUGAUCAAAAUAAGAGUGGUGACACUGAACGACAUUUGAAACAAACUAAAAGUUGUCAAAUCAUGCAAGGUGAUGAUCUUCAUCUAACUCCAGAUGGUACAGAGAACAAUGACCAGAAACAAGAUAACUUUGGUGAUAUCCACCACAACAAACAAAACACUGCAACUAAGCAUACCAUGGAUGACAAAAACAUUCCAGAGAAAGUAUAUAAUGGCCCAUUUGAGUUUAAUGACAAUGCUGGUGGCUUUAAAGCUAAAAAACAAGUCAAAGUCCGUGAGAAUUCAAAUGAUACAACAGAUGACUCUUUAUCCAAGAUUUCUAUUACAGAACAAGCUUACUGGAAUACUGGGGAUAAUAAAGAAAAUCACGAUGAUGGGGGUUUUAUCAAUGAAAAUACAUCUGAAAAGGGAAACGGGCAAAAUAUGAAUGGACAUAUUCGGCACCCAAGAGAUGAUUUAGAUAAAGCAAUCACCGUAAACGAUCCAGGUAGAAUUGAUUUUGACAAUGGUGAUCAGAAUCAACAAGGACAAAGUCAAGUGGAAUCUACCGACCAGGAGACGGCUUACGUAACUUUUCAUUCUUCGAUCACACUUUGCACAAUUGAAAAUAAUCAAAAUGAAGAAGAACUGAAGAAGAAUGAAAACAUCCUUAUUUCAAAUAAAAGUAGAUAUCAGCAUUCUGAAGAAAACGAUCACGAUGGAACCAUUGGCUCAAAAGUAGACAAAACUGACACGAAAACCUUUCCAACCGUUAACACCGAAACUCUGAUCACUAGAGGAGAUGGCGGAGAUAAGAGCGACGAUGAACAAGAUAAGAGUGAUGAUUCUGAACGACAUUUAACUAACAGUUGCCUCAACAUGGAAGGAGAUUAUCUAUCUCUAGCUCCAGAAUGCCCACAGAGUAAUGACCAAACACAAAAUAACGUUGCUGAUAUCCAACACAACAUAGCAAAUACUACACCUAGACAUACCAUAAUAAGUGACGAGCAGUUUUCUGGUACAGGCAGUAAAACAAAUAUUGACCAGAAUAAUCAGGGACAAAAUAAAUAUAGCCAACCAACUAAAAUGAAUCAUAUGACCGUGUACAGCGAAAGUUCGACAACUUUACAAUGUAUCGACCAGCCGUCAACAUUUAUCCAAAAUGAAAUGAAAGGUGGUAGCAGUGAUGAUUUCCUGGGUGACAACAAUACUUCAGAGAAAGGGAAUAAUGGCCCAUCUGAGAUUGAAAACAUUUAUGGAGACUUUAUACAGAAAGGAAUUCGCAACCAUGUACAAACAAAGUUUGAGUCGAUCGAUAAUCUUACUAAAGAGAAUAUAGGGAAUGACGAUGAUGGAAGUAUCUCUGAAAAAGAAAACGGAAAAAACAUAAAUGGACAUGUUCAGCAACCAAGAGAAGAAUUAGGCAAGGCAGUCAACAAAGACAUUAUUUUGCUUAAAACACAAUUGGAUUCAUUAAAAGAGGAAAGUGAAAGUAUAAAAGUACAAAUUCAACAGUCUGUUGAAGAAACUAAAGAAGCAUUCCAUCAAGAAUUGAAAACCCUUCAACAACAACUAGAAUCAGUAACACAAGAAAAAAUUGAUUUGUCAGAAUGCAAAUGCCAACUUGAACAGGGUCUAAAACGUGAAAAAUACGAGCUUGUUGAAUGGAAAGAAAAGGCAAUUAAAUUAGAAAGUGAAAAAGUAGAGAGAGAUCGACGGGAACAAAAACUUGAGAAAGUCAUUGAAGAUCUCAGAGGAUGGAAAGAAGAGUCAGUCACUCAAGAAGAUGUUAUGACUGAAAGUUGGAAAGAAAUUAAAGAGAAGACUGACUUGAGGCUAACAUCAUUCGAAGUAGAAUUGAUUUCGGCUCGCCAAGAAAAAGAAAAAUUUCUCGAGGAUAAAAAUCAACUUGAAGAACAAUUAUUACAAGUGAAUGACGAAUUGGAAAGAUGGAAACAAAAUAAUGCCCGUCUGGAAAGUCAACAAGCACAAAGUCAACAGUCCAUGGAAGAAACUAAAAACUCCAUCCAGCAGGAGUUGGCAAACCUUCAACAACAAUUAGAAUCAGCUAAAGAAGAAAAUUUUAAUUUAUUAGAAGGCAAAAAUCAGUCGGAACGGGAAUUGGAAACUGUGACAGGCGAGCUUGAUGAAUCUAGAGAGAAAACGAAUGAAUUGCAAAAUCAAAAUGAAGAAAUUCAGCAAUCUUUAGAAGAAACUAAACAUUCCCUGCAUCAAGAGUUGUCAUCACUUCAAAACCAACUAGACUCUGCUAAACAAGAAAACUCAAAUAUACAAGAUGAGAAACAUCAGCUUGUCCACGAACAACAGCUCCUCAGGAAAGAAUUCGAGGAAUGUAAAGCGAAGCUAUCUCAGUUGGAAAACCGAAAAGAGCAACUUAAUAUAUCUACUAAAGUCAUCGAAGAUACCAUAAAACAAGAGUAUUCAUCAAUUCAAAGGCAUCUAGAAUCAAAUGGAAGUGAGGGACAGGAUUAUACAAGAUUAAGUGAUGACAAGGAUCGGCUUGAAGAAGAAUUGAUGCAUGUUAAUAGCGAACUUGACGAAAUGAAAGAAAAAGUAGUGGAGCUGGAAAAUGUAAAAGGAGAAAAAGAUCAAUUGGAACAAGAACUUGACAGAAUGAGAGAAAUAGCAGGCCAGCUAGAAUCUAUGAAAGAGGAAACCGAAAGGUACCGGGCACAAUAUCAACAGAUCAAUGACCAGUUGAGGACCACUGAACAACAACUGGAACAAUCAUAUCAAGAAUGCGAAGGACUGUCUGCAGAUCUUGCCAGAAAAGGUGAAAAAGAAGAACACUACCGAUAUAUAGAAACAAUGGUUGUCACAUUAGGAAGAGAAAAGGAAAGUCAUCUCAGAGAGAUACAAGAACUGAAGACUAAAGUCGAUUUAGUAGAAGAGGUUUUAAGCAGUUUGAAAGAGGAGAAAAAAAGAAAAGACGAAACAAUCAAACAACUAAAAGCUGACGUGCAGGUCAAGGAGGAAAACAGCCAUCAGAUCAAAAGACAAUAUGAAGCUGGUAUUGAACAACUUCGAACUAUGGGACGGUCACGAGAUUCAGAAAUAGAAACACAGAAAAGAGAAAUUGCAAGAAUAACCUCACAAAAGCAACAGUUAGAAGAAAAUAUAUUCAAGACAAGUAUAGAAUUAAAGACAAAGCAGAGUGAGUUACAACGGGAACAAUUGGAACUUAACAACACAAGAAAUACUCUCACUCAGUAUGCGGAGGCUAUAAAGAAAAUGAAUUCACAGGUUCAGUCAAAGGAUAAAGAGAUCGAAAUUAUGCAAGAAGAGGUAAAUAAAAUAAGAAUAGAAAGCCGUGAAUUUCAGUUAAAAUAUCGAGAUCUACCCCAGAAGGAGGCCAACUUUAAGGUUAUUGAGAAUUCAAACCGGUUCCUUAUAGAGGAAAAUGCUCAACUUCAAGAAAGAAUCAGGUCAUUUGGUCCCUUUGAAAGGACAUUACAUUAUUUACGAGAGGAAAAUUCAAGACUUUCAUGGGAAGGUCAAAGAUAUCAAGAAAGAAUUUCUUUUAUGGAGCAAAAGUAUCGAGACCAGACGUACAGUAUCCAACAACUUAAUGAAGAGGUGCAGGUUUUCAGGGGUCACCGAAUAGAACUUAAGCGUCAGUUACAUCAAAAGACAGAUGAAGCUGAAAGUGUGAGCCGUCGACUCAAGGAUACAUUGGAAAAGAAAGAAAAUUUAGAGAAAGAAUUAUUAGAUACACAAGAAAAGAAAGAAAAUUUAGAGAGGGAGCUUCAAGGUGAAAAUCCCGAAUCUCAGAACUUUGGUGAUUCUCAUGGACCAGAAGGACAUAAUGUUCAAGCUAUUCCAGGCCAGCAUAGUGGCAGAGGCAGAUUAAUAAGAAGAACUUAGUACUUACAGUCUAUGUGGUUCUUGAAACGGAUAUCGUCAAUGUGAAAUACAUUUUUAAUAUCACAAGAUAUACAAUUAACAAUGAGUUGAAAAGAAAUUUAUAUUAAGAUAUUUUCAGCGCAUUCUCCUUCAAUUUUUCAUAUUUUUAAUUUGUUUAUAACGUAAAUGCUUCAAUAUAUUCAAUGGAAUUAGUUUAAUAUCAUAAAACACUAUCGAACUCUUGUUUCAUUUAGAUUCCUUGUGGUGCAACGUUGUUUGCAUAUCUUAUUGAUUUUUUGUCACAUCUUUCUUGCUCUAACAAGGGACCAUGAAUCCGAAUCUGAUAGACAUUCGUCAGGUAUCAUUUUCAUUUCCAAACUUUUCCCAAGAUAAUUCAGACAUAAUUAUAAAAUAUUGGGAAAACAAACUACACUGUUCAUCUCAGCUUCAGGACACAGAGUUAUACUGAAUAAAAAUCAAACUGACACAGAUAUCCCCUCAUUAAGUAUUACAGAUAUCCUUACAGAUAUCCCCUCAUUAAGUAUUACAGAUAUCCUUACAGAUAUCCGAAAUGAUUUUCAAUCUUUUUAUGUAUUAUGACCAUUUAUUUAUAUAUCUUGCAUACAGCAUACAAUAUACAUGGGAUAAUCCGUAUUUCUUAUUUUCUAACCAUUAAAAAUAUUCUAUAAUACAUAUAAUGUGUGUAUAAUUAAUGUAGCUUUGCUUAAUAUAUUAUCAAUAAAAUUACACAAAAGUUUUGAUAUUUU
Messenger RNA from Mytilus californianus (California mussel), 5335 nucleotides. RefSeq names its product myosin-2 heavy chain-like. Bases 153 to 4589 code for a protein of 1478 amino acids. The transcript is spliced from 31 exons. The record is from RefSeq and is a predicted model, not a curated record. NCBI's taxonomy places the organism in Eukaryota, Metazoa, Mollusca, Bivalvia, Mytilida, Mytilidae.